Messenger RNA from Sinocyclocheilus rhinocerous, 2050 nucleotides. It is a transcript of the gene cbfa2t2, whose product is annotated as CBFA2/RUNX1 partner transcriptional co-repressor 2. Gene Ontology annotation, molecular function: transcription corepressor activity. Gene Ontology annotation, cellular component: nucleus. Gene Ontology annotation, biological process: negative regulation of DNA-templated transcription; DNA-templated transcription. NCBI's taxonomy places the organism in Eukaryota, Metazoa, Chordata, Actinopteri, Cypriniformes, Cyprinidae. The coding region runs from base 173 to 1882 and encodes 569 amino acids. The transcript is spliced from 11 exons. The record is from RefSeq and is a predicted model, not a curated record.
GGGAAGGACUCGGACUGCAGCGCUCACAUAUGUGAGAGAGUUUCAGACACAUGCCUCACAUAUGAAGAGAGAGCAAGCCACUCAAGCAGAGUGAUUUACAUUGUUUGGAAUAAGACACGAGCGGAGCGGACCAUCAUAGAGAGGAGACAGUACAGAGAAGAACAUUCCUGCCAUGCCCGGUUCCCCAGUGGAUGGAAAGACUCAUUCCAGACCAACCGUCUCCGUCAUGCCCCCUCUACCCUCCGUCAACCCCAGCGGACCUCGACCGGCGGCCUUCUCCACCACAGCAUUGACUAAUGGGAUCAAUCACUCCCCGCCGAUGCUCAACGCCAUUCCCUCGCCGCCUCAGCGCUACAGCAACGGCCCUUCAUCAUCAUCUUCCUCCUCUCUGGCCAACCAGCAGCUUCCAGCCACCUGCGGCGCGCGACAGCUGAGCAAACUCAAGCGCUUCCUCACAACACUGCAGCAGUUCGGCAACGACAUCUCGCCCGAGAUCGGAGAGAGCGUCCGAAACCUGGUGCUGGCGCUGGUGAACUCCACCGUCACCAUUGAAGAGUUUCACUCCAGACUGCAAGAAGCUACAAACUUCCCCCUGAGGCCCUUCGUCAUUCCCUUCCUGAAGGCGAACCUGCCGUUACUGCAGAGGGAGCUUUUGCACUGCGCUCGAGCCGCCAAACAGACUCCAGCGCAGUAUCUGUCCCAACACGAACACCUCCUGCUCAGCACCAGCGUCCCGUCGCCCGCAGACUCCACCGAACUACUGCUGGAGCCCAACGAGAGCAGCAAACGCCACAGUCCUAACAGAAGUAAAGAGAAUGGAUUUCAUGAGCGUCCUCCCGCCUCCCUGGAGCCUCCUGCCAAACGAAUCUGCACCAUUAGCCCCGCCCCCAGGCACAGCCCCGCCCACCCACUGCAGCUCCCCGCCCAGAUCCACCCGACUCCGCCCCCUCUGCAGCACUACGCACUGGAUGACAUCAGCACACCUCACCUGUACAGAGAACCGCAGCGGAUCCUGGAGCUGAGGGAGCUGAAGGAGCGGCCGCGGCUGACGGGCAGUAACGGAGGCUACCGUGAGGAACCUGUGGACCACAGACUGACGGACAGAGAGUGGGCUGAAGAAUGGAGACAUCUGGAUCAUGUGCUGAACUGCAUUGUGGACAUGGUGGAGAAGACGCGGCGUUCGGUGAGCGUUCUGCGGCGCUGUCAGGAGUCCGACCGCGAGGAGCUCAAUUACUGGCGGCGACCCUCCAACCCACACGACGACGGGCGCAAGAACGGAUCGGCUGCAGGGAACGUCCCAUUCAGCAAGACACACAGCCCUCUGUCAGCAGAGGGAGUCAACACAGACUCUCAGAGGGAUCUUCCCCUGCGCUCCGGCUCUGGAUACAUGCCUGAUGAGAUAUGGAGGAAAGCCGAGGAAGCGGUGAACGAGGUGAAGCGUCAGGCGAUGGACGAGGUGCAGAAGGCCGUCACCGAGGCCGAGCAGAAAGCCUUCGAGAUGAUCACCGCCGAGAGAGCCAAGAUGGAGAAAACCCUCGCCGAGGCCAAGAGGAAAGCCACCGAAGACGCCAUACAGGUCAUCAACGAGCAGGAAGACUCCAGCGAGUGCUGCUGGAACUGCGGUCGGAAGGCGAGCGAGACGUGCAGCGGCUGUAAUGCGGCGCGUUACUGCGGCUCCUUCUGUCAGCACAAGGACUGGGAGCGACACCAUCUCAUCUGCAGCCCGGGGCUCCAGACGCAGCCCAAAUCCAUGCCACGCAUCCUGGCCAAAGCUCCGGAGAGCGGCCCGGUCCCGAGUCCAGGCCUGGAGAAGACCUCCAGAGCGUCCACACCAGCCACCCCAGCCUCGUCCUCCUCCAUGCCAGACGCCAGCGGACACUGAGAGCCAAGGACUCAAUGAAAGAGGAGUUUAACUGCUGGAUGUGACUGAAGCAGGACAGUCACACACUUUUCCAGUUUAUGGACAGGAGGACGUGUUUUGGCAUCGCUUGGUGUGACUCAGCUUGCUUAUUUGUGACCCUGGACCACAAAACCAGUCAUAAGGGUCAAU